AUGUGUUUUUUACUCAAAGCGAUUUUAAUUUUAUUACCCUUUGUUAAUGAAGCCUAAAAGUUGAGGCUCCAAGAUUCAAAGCCUUUAAUUAUGGACUGCAAAACAAUAGAUGAAAGUUAAUAGAAUAUGUUAUAUAAUAGGAGAUAAUGGUUUUGUGGGAAGCUAGUAUUUUUAUAAAUACCUUUCUCAAUCAGGAAAUAUGCUCAACUUAAACAAGAUUACUUUUAGCUUUUGGAUGAUGGUUUAUUCAAAGAUGAAACUAAAUGGGAAGCAAAUAUUGUUUGGUUUUGUAGAUGGUUACACAAAUACUCCUGUAAAAUUUAAAUAUAAAAUUAGUAUCUUAAUUUAAUGCUAUAUUACUAAAUAGAAUAAGGAGAUUAUUAUAUGUAUUUAGUGAAUUAAAGAUUUUCUCCUGAAAUUAUCAAAUUGAAAUUAGUUUAGUACAUUAUUUUAUUUAUUUUAGAGAGAAUGAUCUAUAUAUUGGGAAUUGGAAUCAUUUAUUGUUAUCUAUAGACUAGAGCACAAUUAAUACAUUUAUAAAUCUUAAAUUCUUUUCUACUUAUGAUUAUUCAUUGAAUUAGAUACAAGAAACAUUAGUCAAUCAAAAGUAAUGAUUUUGUAUAAUAAUUAGAUUAAAUUAUAAAUUUGGUAUACAUUCUAGAAUAACAAAUGAAUAGUUAUAUAAUACACCAUAUGAUUACAAAGCAUGUGUAAAUAUAGCUAAUUUUGAUUACUUCAAUGGAUGGACAACAAUGGAUUCAGAAAUUUAUCUUGAUUAUGAUUUGGAACUCAAAUAUUUUCUUAAACCUUAUAAAUUAAUUGGUUUGAAUGUGAAUGAUGUUUUUAUGAAUGUGAUAUUGAGAUCAACUACAAACCCAAUAUAAUAUAGUAAUAGUAUUGGAUUAGUUUUGUAUAAAAAUACACAGAUAGUUUAUAAUUUUAUUGAAUAACUAAGUUCGUUUACAAUGAUGUUUUGGAUAAAGCCAUCAAAUAUAGUUUCAACAUUUUAAUUUCUUUCAUUAACUGAUGACGCUUUAUAAUAGACAAGUGUAGGAUUUGGAAUAAAUAAAGAUUAUAAUUUAUUAUUUCAUUAAAAUUAUGAUAAACUUCAAUUAGGUAGUAUAAAUGAUAAUACCUGGGCACAUGUGACAGCUGGUUUUUUAGAAUUAAGUUUAGAUUAAGAUUUUUAGGCAACAAAUUCUAAGAAAUUAUUAAGAGUUUUUAUAGAUAACAUAUAGGUUACAUUGAGAACAAUAACAAAUGUAAUAUAAUAUAGACGAUUAGUAUUUGGACCUGUAUUUAUGGAUGAUAUGGGUUUAGAAAUGAUUGAUAUAUAAGAUAUAAGAAUAUUUAAAGGUUAUAAUAUUUUAGAAGCCAAUGGAGAUUGCCAAUUAUUUGUUGGAGAUUAUUGUGCAUUUUGUUUAGCUAAUACCCAUUACUGCAAAGAAUAAGAUCCAAAUGAUGAUAUUAAUAUCUAUAAAUGUCCAGCUGGAUACAGAGAAUCUGGCGCAAAUUGUAUUCCAGUAACAAUUCCAAAUUGUCUAAGAUAAUCAGGAACAACUUGUUCAAUAUGUGCUAAUAAUUAUUAUGUGAGAAAUGGAUAAUGUUAAAUAAUUAGCACAUAACUAUCACCAUACAGUUGUACAGAUUAGUUUGCAAUAUUUUGCUAAAACACUAAAAUAAAGAUAAUGAGUACUUAUAGUUUGGAUGAUAAAAGUAAAUUGUGUUAAAAUACUUAUAAUUAACACAAUCCAGUAACUUAUCAAUGUGAAUAAAUUAAAUAAUAAAUUUGUCUAUAGGCUCAAUACUUAACAGCAUGUUAUAAUUGUAAUAAUGGUUACUUUUUAACUGAAUUAAAUACAUGUUAAAGAAGCUGUACUGCAAAUAACAGAUUUCAAUUAAAUAAACUAUGCUUAAAAAAGUGUCCAGGAAGAUACUUAUAUGGUUAUAAUUGUUUGAUAGGUAUGAAGAAUCCUACAUACAGUUGUAAUACAGCUUCAAGAUGCAAUAACAAUGAAUUAACUUUAAAUUAUUAUUGUUUAAGAUCAUCAGAAUAAACUGGGUAAGUAGGUAUAUGUGUUCCAGCUGGUUCAACAUAUAAAUUAGUUUAUGAGGAUUGUGAUCCGCUUUGUAAAUAUUGUUUUGGAACAUAACCUAAUUAAUGUUUGGGUUGUUAUGAUAAUAAGUUUUUUAGUCCAUAUUAUACAACUUGUUUAGAUGAUUGUAAUACAUAAUCUAAGUUUAAAUUUAAUAAUAGAGAUUGGAUGGUUUGUGAAUUAGAAUGCCCAACAGGAUAUUUAACUUAAGAUUUUGAUUGUGUAAGGACAUGUAGUAAUGGUUAUGCAAAAUAUAAUUUGAUUUGUUUACCUAUCACUAGUAUUACUGAUAACUAUUUAAGUACUUAGACAAUUCCAAAUUAAUAACCAAUAGCAAUAUUUGUAGAUUGUCCUGAACUAUGUUAGACAUGUACAAGUGAUACUUAUUGUACGACUUGUCUAAAUUAUUAUCCUAUGAAUUAAAAUAAAUGUGUUCCUUCUUGCUAUCCAAAAUAUUUGUAUAUAGAUGAGAAUAAUUUAAAUAUUUGUUUAUCGGCAUGUGAUCCAAGUGAUUUAGUGUAUGAUAACAUUAAUAUUGAUGGAUUUUCUAUUAGAUAAUGCUUCAAAAUUAAAUGUGGUUAAAUUAAAACUAAUAGAGUUUAUUAAACAUAUAUGCAUUAAACAAAUACAUAACUCUGUAUGUAUCCAUGUGAUGCUGGAUAUUAUACUCUAAGUACAACUAUGUAAUGUACUAAAUGUAGUACUAAUUGUGCUACUUGUUAUAAUUCAGCCACUACAUGUACUUCUUGUUAUCCUACUACUUUUCUCUCUGAUAAUGAUUGCUUUAAAACAUGCAAAUCUAAAUUUAGAAACUAUAUUAAUUGGUAAUGCGAAGGUUCAUGCUCUAUUGGAUUUACUAUUGAUGAUUAAAUUUAAAGUAUAUAAGCUUGUGUUAGUAAAUGUGGAUAAGUAUUCGGAAACUUUGUCUAUUCUCUCAAUAAUAGAUGUUAUGAUAUUAAACCUAUUAUUGGUGCAUAUUGCAUAGCUAAUGAUUGUUAUAAUUGUUACUAUAAUUGCAAAACAUGUUCAGGUCCAACCAAUAUUCAAUGUUUAUCUUGUUAUGAAAAAACAUUUUUUUUAUCUAAUUCAUGUGUUAUGGAUUGUGGAAACUUAUUCUAUGAUCUCAUAAAUUGGAAAUGUGUUAAUGUUUGUCCAAACAGUUCAUAUACUACAUCUGGUUAUUAAAUUAUAAAUACUAUUAAUACAUUAAUUACAUCUUGUUCAUCCACUUGCUUAUAUAAUCAAUUUUAAUAUAGAGAUUUAUGUUCAAAUAUUCAACCUAUUGGAACUUAUUGCGUCUCAAAAACUAAUUAUUCAUUAUGUGAUAAUUGUGCUGCUGUUUGUAAAACAUGUUUUGACUCAUAUUCAACUACUUGUACUGAAUGUAAUCCAGGUACUUUUUUAUCUGAUACUACUUGCUCUACAGAAUGUCCUGAAAAUAUUCCAUUUAAAGACACUAUUAAUAAUAUUUGUGUUAUUACUUGUACCAGCUAUGAAGAAGAUGGAUAUUGUGUUGCUGCAUGUUCCCCUAAUUAUUAUAUUUAUGAAGCCUAAAAAUCAUGCUACGAAUUUGGUUGUCCAGAAGGAACCUAUAAUCAAAUAAAUACAUUAAAUUGUUAUUCGUGUGCUGUUGGAUGUGCUACGUGUACUGAUGGCACAUCUAAUUAAUGUAUUACUUGUUUACCUAGUUAUUUUUUAUACGGAGUAUCAACAUGUACAAAUAUUUGCAAUAUAAAUCCUGAUCUACUUUAAGAUUGGGUGAAUGGUAAAUGUGUGAAACAAUGUCCUUCUGGAACUUUCUUACAAUCUUUAGCAAAUGGAUAAUUAGCAUGUAAGGAUACAUGUCCAAUUUAUUAUUACUCAAAUAUUUGUGUAACAACUUGUCCAAAUUAAACAUAUAUUGAUGGAUUAAUUUGUAAUUCAUGUGCUGGUCCUUGUUCUGAAUGUUAUGGUGGAGAAGUAGAUUAAUGUACAAAAUGUGAUUCUGGAUAUUACAUAGCUGAUACUACAUGUGUUGAGGUUUGUCCAUCUACAAAACCUUAUGCUAAUUUAGCAACUUAAGCUUGUGUUACUAGUUGUCCAGAUUAUCUAUAUUUAGCUUAAAAAGUAUGUUUUAGUUUUUGUCCAGGUUUUUUAGCAAAUUAUGAAUUAGAUGGUAAAAAAGAAUGUGUUGAAUAAUGCUAUUCUAAUUCGUAUUUAUCAUCAGGAUAAUGUUAGUUAUGUGAUCCUAUUUGUAAAGAAUGUUAUGGACCUAUAAAUGGAAAUUGUUUAGAAUGUAAAUCUCCUUACUUUUUAUACUAAUAAAAAUGUUAAAUUACUUGUCCAUUUUAUUCUGAUUAUACUGAUAAUACUUGCAAAGAAUCUUGUCCAUCAAACACAGUUAUCUAAGGUAUGAGAUGCCAAACUUAAUGCGAUACAGGAUAUUUAUUAUACAGUUAAUUUUGUGUUUUAUCAUGUCCAACUUUUACUUAUAAAGUAGCAAAUAAUUGUAUUCUUUGUAAUUCUAUUUGCAGAACAUGUUUUGGAUCGUCUGCAAAUGAAUGUUAUACAUGCAUUGAUAAUUAUUUAUUGAAUGGUAAUACAUGUACAUAAACAUGUCCCAUUUUAUAUGAUUACUAAACAAGUAAAUGUUUAAGUACUUGUGGUACAAAAUUAGAAGUUACUGAUACUAAAAGUUGUGUUACUACUUGUCCUAUAGGAUAUUUAAAUUGUAAUCAAAAAUGUUUAAGUGUAUUACCUGAAGGAUACUAUUCAGAUGGAGUACAAUGUUAAAAAUGUAAUACUAAAUGUUCGAAAUGUACAUCACCAACUGUAUGUUAAGCAUGUAAUUAAAAUUUCUAUUUACAUUUAUAAACUUGCAAUAGCUUUUGUACUAAUAAAUAUCUUUACAUGGAUCCAAUAUCCAGAGAAUGUGUGUCCAAAUGUCCAUUUAAUCUUUACCAUUAAGAAUCUUUUGAUAAAAGAUUUUGUGUUACAGAUUGUCCUUAAAAACUUAAUGAUUAAUGUGUUAUUUCAUGUCCAGAUGGAAUGUACUUAAAAGAUACUUUCUGUACAAACUGUCCUUAAAAAUGUCAAUCAUGUACUUCAUCAACAAAUUGUACUUCAUGUAAAAAUGAUUAUUUUUUGGAAAAUGGUUUAUGUUAUUCAAGUUGUAUUGUUGGUAAGACUGACUAUAAAAAUCAUGUUUGUGUUGAAAAUUGCGAUGCAACAUUGUUUGAAUAUUAAAAUGAAUGUUUAGAAAGUUGUCCCACAAAUCCAAUACUUUAUUAUCAUAAAAAUAUUUGUAUGAAUUAAUGUCCUACAAAUACAUUUUAGAACAAUUAAGAAUGUUUAGAUUGUGAUAUAUCAUGUUUAACAUGUAUUGGACCAUCACCUGAUGAUUGUAUAAUUUGCAAAUAGAACUAUUACUUGUAUAAUUAAUAAUGUGUUUUAACAUGUCCAAAUUUAUAUAAUGAAAUAGAUUAAACAUGUGUCAUAUCAUGUCCUCCAAAUCUUCUUUUAGAUUAAAAUAAAUGUGUUUCAAUGUGUAGUUAAUAUAUGUAUUUCAAUACUUGUUUAACAACAUGUCCACCUAAAACAUAUAAUUACAAUUUUAAUUGUUAUGAUUGCUCAUAAAAUUGUCUAGAAUGUAAUUAAUAUGGUUGUUAAAAAUGUGAAAACGGAUCAUUUUUAAAUGAUGGAAUUUGUGGAAGUUUCUGUCCAUAUUUUUAUAAUUUUAUUAUGAAUUAAUGUGAGUAAUAAUGUCCAGAUGAAACUUUUAUUUUUAUUGAUUAAUGUUAUGCUUCUUGUCCAGCUAAUACAUAUAAUUAUUAUAGAGAUUGUCUUUUAGAAUGUCCCAAGAAAACAAUUUUAAUAGGAUCAAUUUGUUAAUAAUGUCCAGAAAGAUGUUUAAUUUGUAAAAAUUAAUAUGAAUGUUUAAAUUGUGAUUCACCUUACUUUUAAUUUGAAGGAUAAUGUGUUGUAGGUUGUCCAAGUGUUUUACCAUUCCAAAAUACAAUAUAAAAUGUUUGUCAAUCUGAAUGUUCACCAGAUACGUUUGAAAAAGAAUAUCAAUGUGUUAAAGAAUGUGAUUUAAUAAUCUAUUAAAACAAAUGUUUAAAACAAUGUCCUUAUGGAUAUUAUGGAAAAGAAAUAUGUAAACCAUGUAAAUUAGAAUGUAAAGCUUGUAAUGAUUUUAAUAUAUGUACUGAAUGCUAAGAUAAUUUUUAUCUUGAGUAGAAUUAAUGUGAUACAUAAUGUACAAAAAUAAAAGAUUUAAAAUAAAAAAAAUGUGUUGAUUCAUGUUCUUUAUUUUUAUAUUAAAAAGUCUGUUAUGAAACUUGUCCAACAAACACUUAUCAAUUUGGAAAUAAAUGUCUUUAAAAGUGUUAAGAUGGAUAUUUUGGUUCUGAGGAUUUUAGAUGUGUAAAAUGUCCAUCUUAAUGUAAUACAUGUUUAAAUCUUGAUUAAUGUAAUAGUUGUAAAAUUGGAUAUUACUUAUAUUAGUAAAAAUGUUUAGAUUAAUGUCCUGAUAAACUAUUUUCAAAUCCUUUAAUAAGUUAAUGUACAACAUCUUGUCCAAUUAAAACUUAUAUAUUUUAAAAUUAAUGUUUAUAUGAAUGUCCCACUGAUUAUUUAAAUGAUACUGAUAAUUAUAAAUGUGUUUUAAAAUGCAAUGAACAGCAAUAUCUUAACAAAAAUAGUUGUUAUUCAUGUUCAAUAGAAUGUAAUAAAUGCACUGAUUUUGGUAAUUAGAAUUGUAUAUAAUGUGCAACUAAUUAUAAUUUAACUGAAGAAGGAUAUUGUUUUGGAAAAUGCAAAGCAGGAUAUUAUUAAACUGAGAAAUCUUGUGAAAAAUGUCUUCAUAAAUGUUUGACAUGUGAAAAUGGUUCUGAAUGUUUGCAAUGUAGAGGAACUAAUAGAAAUCCUAUCGAUUGUUUAUGUCCUAAAGGUUAUUAUGAUGAUUAAUACUAUGAUAAUUGUUAAAAAUGUCCAUGUGAAGAAUGUAUUUCAGAAUCUUAAUGUGUUGUAUGUAAAAAUAAUCUUCAAGUUCCAAAUUGUUCAUGUAAUAGAAGACUUAAUGAUGAUUGGUGUAUUACAUGUCAAAUAGGAUAAGUGAAUAUAUACUAUUCAGAUGAUCUAAACUCAAUUAUAGUAUAUUUUGGAUAUUUAAUAUCCGUUAAUUUGAUUAAUCCUUUUUAACCCUCUAGUUGUUCAUUAUGGUUUGAUUAAGCUGAGAUCUUUGGAGAUAAUGCUUAAUGCUAUUUAUCAUGGGAUAGAUAUUCAGUUAAUAUCUUACUAGAACCUUAUGCUUCUGUUAAUAUUGGAGAUUAAUUGAGUUUCAAAUAAUCUUUCUAUAGAGAUGUUAAUCAAGGUCUUUGUGAUGGAAUAUACAUUGAUACAUUUAUUGAAAAUAUUGUGAAAGGACCAUCUGCCUUAACUAAACCUUAUAUUCUGUUUGAUGUUCCCUCAAUUGUAAGUACAUGUAAAACUAUUUAUAUCAAAUAAAUUUUACUUGAUGGAACAGCAAAGAAAAUUUAAAAUGUUUUAUCUUGGUAUCUACAUGAAAUGGAUAAUGAUGACUAUUAUUUAUAAAUGGAUGCAUUCUUAGCAAAUCAAUUAAAUGAAUUUACUAUUCCUAUUAGUACCUUAUCCCCUAAUGUUACUUAUACUAUAACAGCAAAAUAUAUUAAUUUCCUCUAAAGAGUCAAUUUCACAACAUUCUCAUUUACUACACUACCUUAUCAAGUUCCUUAUGUCUAUCUUUAAUAUAAUCCAUUAAUUGCAAGAGUUUACGUUUUUGAUUGUUAAAUCACGUAUGCUGAUAUGAAAAACGAAUUUAAUUUAGCUAUUCACAUUUUCGAUUCUGACAAUUAAACUUACAUUAAUCUAAUCCAAGAAAUUAAUCCCAUUUAUGAAAUUCCUUUAAAUGAAACUCUUCUACCUAAAGAAACCCCCUUAUUUUUUAUAGCAUCAACUGGUAGUUCUGUCAUUCAUGAAGUUAUUUAUCUUCAAUCCAAAAAAAUUGAUAUAGAAUUUUUAUAAACAAAUAGAUUUAUUGGAUUAGAUAAUUAAAUUAAUGCCAGAGGUUUUGAUAGAAAUAUUUAAAAUGAAAUAUUAAGUACUAUUAAUAUUGAAUAUUAAUGGUAAUGCAAUAAUUUAUUCAAUUUAUAACCAUGUAAAACUGAAGAAAAUAAAAUUAUGCAAUUUCCAUCUAGAAGAAUUGCUGAUAUUUAUGCUGAUAGUUAAAAUACGACUUUUGUAUUCUUUGCUAAAGCAUCUAAAGGUAAUAGAUGGACAGUAAAAGAAUAAUUAAUUGUAGUCACAGAUUUUGAUAUAGAAGAAGAGUUUGUUUUAAAUUAAGAGAAACCUACAAAUUAUAUUAAUGUUAAUGAUGAAAUAACUAUCUUGAUUAGAAAUAAUUAGAAAUACGCUUUUAUUAUGUAAGAAUUUAAAAUUCUGUCAUCUAUUAAAAUUACAAGCAAAACUUUAUAGUUUAGACUAGCAGGAUUAGUUAAUGAUUACUCUAAACCUAUUUAUAUUUAUUUAGUUCCAGGUAAUGAAUCCAUUUCAUUUGGAUUAAACAAACCUCCUUCCAAAAUUUAAUUUAGUAUUGAACCUUUAUAAGGAGAUUCUCUAGAUUACUUUAAUUAUUCAAUUCUAAACUUAGAACCUGAAUAUACUGUUAGCAUUUAUUAUUAUUUUGAAAAAUCUGUUCUUUAAAAUGAUGUUAAUUUGUAAUCUAUAAACAAUGGUUUGCCUUUAGUGACUUAUUCAAAAGAAAUCUCAGGUUCAUUUUAGCUUCCUAAUGGAAUUGUUGAUAAUGCAAUAUCUGUUCUAUGUUAAGUUGAAUCAAAUUAUGGAUCAAAAUCUUAUUUUGAAUUGGACAUUAAAGUGAAAAGAAAGAAUUAUGAAAUAAAUAAAUUAUAUGAGUCUUUUCAAAGUUCAACUAAUUUCUCAAAUUUAUAAAGUAUACAUACAAUGACUAAAUUAAUUUAACUUGAAUAGUAAUAGGUAUGCUUAAAAUAAUGCUCUGGUGUUGGUAUUUGUGUUAAUGAUAAAUGCAAAUGUCCACCUGGAUAUUAUUUUGAAGAUUGUAGUGGAACCAAAGAAUAAUACUAAAAUUUUACAAAUUUAAUUAAAAAUGUAAAGGAAUCUUUAAUAAAAAAUGCUAUUACAAAUAAUGAUGAAUUUCGAUUGUUUAGUUAAUCUUUAUUGUUUGUAUCUACUUUAAAGGAUUAAAAUUAUUCAUAUUCAAUAUCGGAUAGCUAGUAAAUAUUGGAAUAGUAUGUUCUUAAUGUAGAAUAAAGAUUAGAAAAAAUAAACCAAUAUUCAAUUAAUCUUUAAUAUCAAUCAUCUGCUAAUUUAAAUUAUUCUUAGAUUGAUAUUAGAUCACUUGUAAAUAAGAAUGAUUUACAUACAGCCCUAAAAAGUACAGUAUUUAUGUGGGAAAAAACUCUAUUCACAGAAGAUGCUGGAAUAUAUGAAUUAUAAAAUCGUCUAAGUAAUUUCUUAUCGAACACAAUUGAAUUGUCUUUAUUUGCAAUUUAACCUGAUGAAAUUAUUGAUUAUUCUAUUGAUACAGCAUAUCUAAAAAUUUAAAGAAUUAAUAAUAUAUCAGAUUUCAUAGUUAAUAGACUUUUGAUCUAAUCUACAGAAGAUAAAACUAGUUAAUUAGAAUAUUAUGAUUUUGUUAAAGCAAUAUAUAUCCGUAAUUACUUUGCUUUUGAUGGUUAUUAUCCAUAUCCCUAGUAGCUUUAUCCACUUUAUGAUUAUUAAAUACGACAUCAAAAUAGAAAAUAAAAUAUUUAACUAAAGACUUAUAUUUCAUAUAAGUUUGGUAUCUAAAAUGAUACUUUCAAUCUGGUUUGUUUAAUUAGAAAUUCUCUUACAUAUGAAUGGUCAAAUUAAAAUUGUACCUUGAAUUAAGUUAAUUAAACAUAUUUUUGCAAUUGUACUACACUUGCUCCAACUACAAUUUGUAAUGAUUAUGACUUUCUCUAUUAAGGUACUGCUUAAUUUAAUUUGCAGAUUCCUAAUCUAUUAUAUAUUAUUUACUUUUUUUAAUUAAUUAUAUUAGGAAUUUUUAUUUGCAAGGUGAAAUCAUUAAAAAAUUAAAAAUCUCUUGAUCAAACCAAAUUUGGUUAAGUAUUAAAAUUAGCAAGAAAAGAUAAAAUAGCUGUUUUUGGCAAUCAAAUUGUUCCAGUAGAUGAUGAAAAACAAUCAUCUCCUAUAUAAUAAUCAUAACCUCAAUAAAAAGAACAUAAUGUCCUUAAAGACAAAUUUAGUUUUAAUAAUUUUUGGGUACUUAAUUAGAAUUAAUAUUUAGAAACAUCAUUGUCUUACAUCUCUAAUUUACAAGAAUCUAUUUUAUUUUAGUACAUCUCUACGUUCAAUUUUAAUUAUCCUAAGAUGGAACUAAGCAAUCAUUAUUGGAGAAAUUCUUCACAUUUUUGGAUUCUAAUAUAAUGUCUCCAUGUGGAUCAUCUUAUCAUCUAUCAUAUUUAGCAGAAUUUUUGAAUUCUUUUUAAAAGUAAUCUUAUUGUAUUAAUUUAUUUAGACUUAAGCUAAAUACUUUACUUAUAUGAAAUAAUUUGUCAUUCUUUUCAUAAUAAAAAUAUUUCUAUCACUUGUAAUGAUUGCUACAUUUUUAUUUGGAAUAUAUGUUUAUUUUAUGAUUAACAAUCAAACUAAUUUGGUAUUAAAUACAAAUUUAUUAAUAGAUUAUUUCCUACUCUUUCGCAAUCUUAAUGGAUUUAUUGUUUUUAGACAUACUCUUAUUUACCACCAAUAAGUUCUUUGGAUAGGAAAAAAAAAGAUUAGUUAGAAAAAAAAUUAAAGAAUUUUAAUCUAUUGCAAAAGCAUAAAACUUUCAUAAAUUGUGA
Messenger RNA from Paramecium sonneborni, 10960 nucleotides. Lineage: Eukaryota; Ciliophora; Oligohymenophorea; Peniculida; Parameciidae. The record is from the annotation of a GenBank genome assembly.